ACUUGACAGCAGGUACAGGCAUUUUUACAGGGCAACUCUAUUCGGCACAACACCCCCGGAUAUUAUCUUUCGUCCUCUGGUUGCUCAGCUCUCCAGCUUUCAGUCGCCCUUCAGUCCUGUCAGGGACAGUCCACGUCUCCUUUAAAACAAAUACAGCUUUUAACUUUAAACCAUGGCUGGGACAAUUGCACGCAAGGCCAUCGACCACCUGAAGAGUAAAGAGUUCCGGGAUUAUUUGAUGAGCACGCAUUUCUGGGGUCCUAUUGCAAACUGGGGUCUUCCCAUCGCUGCCAUCUCAGAUAUGAAGAAGAGCCCUGAAAUUAUCAGUGGCAGGAUGACCUUCGCUCUGUGCUGUUACUCUCUGCUCUUCAUGAGAUUUGCUUACAAGGUUCAGCCUCGCAACUGGCUCCUCUUUGCCUGCCAUUUGACCAACGAAUCGGCACAACUGAUCCAGGGAAGUCGUCUCAUCAAAUACAACAUGGAGAAGAAGAUCGGAUCUUAGUGGUGAGGUGAAAUCAGUGCAAUAUUGCAGAAGGCUUCUUCAACAACCUACUAAAUUGGGACUCCGUAACUCCUUCAUUAAACAUCUUAUCUGAUCUGCGAAGUUGUUGCACCUAUGCCAGUUUUUUGUUUUAACUGGAUUGUACCAUAAUUGAUCACAUUUCAAUGUUCACUUUAAUGCACAAAACAAUAAAAAAUACAAGUUUUUCUCCAGUAAUUAAGAUCAACUGCUGUGAUUUCAUUAUUUUAAGGUUUUACAUGGAGUAUGAUCUAAUUUAAUUAAACUGGCGACAGGUGCUUUAUACACAGCUGCUGCAAACUUUUAAAAUAGACUCACACAUUCAGUUUUUAUUAUUAAUUAAUUAUACACCAUUAGUAAAAUAAUAUUGUUACACUGUAUCCUUUUAAAACAUGGACAUUUUAACUGAUUGGAGGUCAGUUUGAGAUAUGAUUGUAAUUCUGGAGAAACUUUGUCAUCCAUAUUGCCACCUUUUUUUUAAAUGCAUGGAAAUGUGUUCAGCUGAAAACAAAAUUAAUCUGUGAUUAUGGUUUCAGUUUGGGAUGAUUUUAUUUCACUAUGAGAAAAAGUGAGAAUUAGAAAAUAUUUGAAUGAACAGAUGUAAAUAUGGAAAACAUAAGGCUUUGUUAAAAAGCUAAGACUGUUCACAUUAUCAUCCUGUAAGACUGAUCCAACUAAGGGGCUUCUGUUAAGUGCUGACCACACAUGUAGUCACAUCCAGGUCACAUUUAAUGUCCUUGUAUGAUUGCUCUAAUUUUUCCUGGUGAUUGUUUGGAUUCUUUAGACUUGUUUAAAUAAACUGGACUGGAAAAACAA
Molecule: messenger RNA, 1336 nt
Organism: Girardinichthys multiradiatus
Lineage: Eukaryota; Metazoa; Chordata; Actinopteri; Cyprinodontiformes; Goodeidae
Gene: mpc1
Product: mitochondrial pyruvate carrier 1
Exons: 5
Coding region: 173-502 (109 amino acids)
Biological process (GO): pyruvate import into mitochondria
Cellular component (GO): mitochondrial inner membrane
Source: RefSeq, a predicted model, not a curated record